Molecule: messenger RNA, 1803 nt
Organism: Lathyrus oleraceus (garden pea)
Lineage: Eukaryota; Viridiplantae; Streptophyta; Magnoliopsida; Fabales; Fabaceae
Exons: 3
Coding region: 71-1546 (491 amino acids)
Source: RefSeq, a predicted model, not a curated record
AUAGAGAGCCUUAAGUGAAAUAAUUUUCUAUCAAAACAAAACACAAAAAGAAAAUCUAGCAGAGAUAAAAAUGAGGACACAAAAUGCAAAAAAUAUAUUGUUGGUGUUAUGUCUUGCUGUAUGUGUAGCGAUGUGUCGAUCAGAUUUGUCUGAAGAUGCCAAGACCGCGGCUGGAGAUAUCAAGGAGGGGGCCACAACUGUUUAUGAUGAAACCGCAGAAAAAUCUGAGUCUUUUGCUAAAUGGGCUUAUGAUAAACUUUCUGAACAAUUCGGGACAAAAGAGGAUGAGGAUAAAAUCCAUCAAAAUGAAAAGUUUUCAUCUUCAGAUGUUGCCGCAGAGGUAGGAGGUUCAGUUAAAGAUGCUGCAUCAGAUGUAGGAGACACAGCUCAUGCUGCUAAAGAUAAAACGAAAGAUGCUUCUGGUGAUGCCAAGCACCACGUAGGUCAUGCUUCAGAUAAAGUUGGCGAUACAGCUGAAGCUGCUAAAAAUAAAACAAAAGAUGCUGUUGGUGAUGCCAAGAAACACGUAGGACAUGCUUCAGAUAAAGUUGGCGAUACAGCUGAAGCUGCGAAAAAUAAAACCAAAGAUGCUGUUGGUGAUGCCAAGAAACAAGUAGGACAUGCUUCAGAUAAAGUUGGCGAUACAGCUAAAGCUGCGAAAAAUAAAACAAAAGAUGCUUUUGAUGGUGCCAAGAAACACGUAGGAAAUGCUUCAGAUAAAGUUGGCGAUGCAGCUCAUGCUGCGAAAAAUAAAACGAAAGAUGCUUUUGGUGAUGCCAAGCAUCACGUAGGUAAAGCUUCAGAUAAAGUUGGCGAUACAGCUGAAGCUGCGAAAAAUAAAACCAAAGAUGCUGUUAGUGAUGCCAAGAAACACGUAGGACAUGCUUCAGAUAAAGUUGGCGAUGCAGCUCAUGCUGCGAAAAAUAAAACGAAAGAUGCUUUUGGUGAUGCCAAGCAUCACGUAGGUAAAGCUUCAGAUAAAGUUGGCGAUACGGCUGAAGCUGCGAAAAAUAAAACCAAAGAUGCUUUUGGUGAUGCUAAGAAACACGUAGGGAAUGCUUCAGAUAAAGUUGGCGAUACAGCUGAAGCUGCUAAAAAUAAAACAAAGGAUGUGUACGGUGACGCCAAGAAACACGUAGAGAAUGCUUCAGAUAAAGUUGGCGAUACAGCUGAAGCUGCUAAAAAUAAAACAAAGGAUGUGUACGGUGACGCCAAGAAACACGUAGGGAAUGCUUCAGAUAAAGUUGGUGAUACAGCUGAAGCUGCGAAAAAUAAAACAAAGGAUGUGUCCGGUGAUGCCAAGAAACAUGCAGGCAAUGCUGCAGAUGCAGUUGGAGAUACAGCUGGUGAUGUCAAAGAUAAAGCAAAGACUGCAUAUUUUGCAACUAGGGAUCAUGCAACCAAGGCUUCAGAUGUUGUUGGUGAUACAUAUGAUGAUGCUAAAGAUAAUGCAAAGCGCGCAUAUGCUGAACCCAAUAAACAUGCAAGCGCGGCUCCUCAUGUAAUUCCAACUGAUGCUGCUAAAGAUAAACCAAGGCCCACAUAAUGUGAAGCUAAACACAAAGCAGGAGACACAUAUGAAUCAACAAAGGAAACUAUCACUCCCUAAAAUCCCAAGACUAAGUAGGAGAUUCAUUAUUUCUAUGUUUCCUAAUGUGCGAACAUAUGGGUACAUAUAUUAAUAGUUAUUAACUCAAUAAUGUCAUAGAAUUAGGAAAAAAAUCGCAUGUUUCUCUACUAUCUUUGAGAAUGUCUUUGGUAUGUAUACCUGAAAUGUGUGAGUUUUGGCAAUACUUCACCCGU